Caenorhabditis briggsae is the source of this 468-nucleotide messenger RNA. The record is from RefSeq and is a predicted model, not a curated record. The transcript is spliced from 4 exons. Lineage: Eukaryota; Metazoa; Nematoda; Chromadorea; Rhabditida; Rhabditidae. The coding region runs from base 1 to 468 and encodes 155 amino acids.
AUGUCAAAACGAGGUCAAUCAUCGUCAAUGUCUUACAAAGACAAAGCAAAUCUUCACUUUGUCGAGCAAGAAGAGCCGGCAUUUAUUAAGGCGAUAAAGGCAAAGAUGGGAUAUAAGGAGCCGGCGAAAUUGGAAGACAAAUUCGACGAUGAAGCAGGCCCAGCAGAUUUCGACGACGAUGAAACGGAUCUGAUGCGAAUGAAAGAGGAGGAUCGGCCACAGGUGGUGGUGUUGAACGAGGAGACGGAUUUGACGAAGGAGGAGUUGUCGAAAGAGUUGGAGGCGAAGAAAAAAGAAGAAGGAGAUAAACUAAUCGCCGAGGGCAAAAUUACAUUCAAAAAGCCUGUAAAACAAGUAGGAAAUGAUGCUGAUGAGGAAGCUGAAAAGAAGAAAAAGAAGAAUGAGCCAGCGCCGAAGGUCCAGAAGGGCCUUUUGUCGUUUGGAGACGACGAGGAAGAUGAAGAAUGA